This is a messenger RNA of Nematolebias whitei (Rio pearlfish), 3580 nucleotides long. RefSeq names its product importin 9 (gene ipo9). NCBI's taxonomy places the organism in Eukaryota, Metazoa, Chordata, Actinopteri, Cyprinodontiformes, Rivulidae. Bases 132 to 3263 code for a protein of 1043 amino acids. The record is from RefSeq and is a predicted model, not a curated record. Gene Ontology annotation, cellular component: nuclear envelope; cytosol. Gene Ontology annotation, biological process: protein import into nucleus. Gene Ontology annotation, molecular function: small GTPase binding. The transcript has 24 exons.
UCCGGCGAAGCUCCGCCUCCACUGUUCCAUGCGUUGGCGCGCUCCGAUCUGUCCGUAGUUGUCGGCUCCUCGCCGGCUGGAGAGAACUCGCUGUUAGCGGGGCUACAAGACAAGAACAUCCAACAGCAGACAUGAGCGCUGCGGGAGACGCUCGGCCGGGUUCGGCCGCUGGUCCCGUCCAGCAGGGACUGAAAGAGGCUCUGAUUGAGACGCUAACCGCGAUCCUCUCCCCGGUUCAAGAAGUGCGCGCCGCCGCAGAGGAGCAAAUUAAAGUGCUGGAAGUGACUGAAGAGUUUGGUGUCCACCUGGCUGAACUCACAGUCGAUCCUCAGGGAGCACUUGCCAUUCGUCAGUUAGCAUCGGUCAUUCUGAAACAGUAUGUGGAGACUCACUGGUCCUCCCAGUCAGAAAAGUUCAGACCUCCUGAAACCACAGAUCAGGCUAAAGCUGCCAUCAGGGAGCUGCUGCCUAAUGGUUUGCAGGAGUCGAUCAGCAAAGUUCGCUCCAGUGUCGCCUAUGCCGUGUCGGCCAUUGCUCAUUGGGACUGGCCCGAGGCGUGGCCUCAGCUCUUCACCCUCCUCAUGGAGAUGCUGGUCAGUGGAGACAUUAAUGCUGUGCAUGGAGCCAUGAGGGUCCUCACAGAAUUUACUCGAGAAGUGACAGACACGCAGAUGCCGCUGGUUGCUCCUGUCAUCUUACCUGAGAUGUACAAAAUCUUCACCAUGGCAGAGGUUUACAGUAUUCGUACCCGCUCCAGAGCAGUGGAGAUAUUCACCACCUGUGCCAACCUCAUCUGUGCUAUUGAAGAGCUAGAAAAGGGUGCAGCCAAAGCGUUGAUCUUCCCGGUGGUGCAGCAGUUCACAGAAGCAUUCGUUCAGGCUCUGCAAAUCCCUGAUGGGCCUUCAUCUGAUAGUGGGCUCAAGAUGGAAGUCCUCAAGGCAGUAACCGCAUUAGUGAAGAACUUCCCGAAGCCCAUGGUGUCCUCUAUGCAGCAAAUCUUACCCAUUGUUUGGAACGCUCUGACUGAAAGUGCAGCUUUUUAUGUAAGAACAGAAGUCAACUACACAGAGGAAGUGGACGACCCUGUAGAUUCAGAUGGUGAAGUUUUGGGUUUUGAAAAUCUGGUGUUCAACAUCUUCGAGUUUGUCCACACGCUGCUGGAAAACAACAAGUUUAAGACCACAGUGAAAAAAGCUCUGCCUGAACUCAUCUACUACAUCAUCCUCUAUAUGCAGAUCACUGAAGACCAGAUCAAAGUGUGGACGGCAAACCCUCAGCAGUUUGUAGAAGACGAGGACGACGACACUUUCUCCUACUCUGUCAGGAUCUCUGCUCAGGACCUGCUUCUGGCUGUGGCUGCAGAGUUUCAGAAUGAGAGCGCAGCAGCGCUGGCAGCAGCAGCAACCAGACACCUCCAGGAGGCAGAGCAGGCUAAAAACAGUGGCAAUGAGCACUGGUGGAAGAUUCACGAGGCUUGUAUGCUGGCUCUGGGUUCAGUAAAAACCAUCAUCACAGAAAACGUAAAGAACGGUCGUAUCCAGUUUGACAUGCAUGGUUUUCUGGCCAGUGUCAUUCUCGCUGAUCUCAAUCUGGCAGCUGCAUCUCCGUUCCUCCUCGGCCGAGCUCUGUGGGCAGCCAGUCGCUUCACAAUAGUCAUGUCUCCUGAGCUCAUCCAGCAGUUUCUCCAGGCCACUGUCAGCGGCCUCCACGAGAGCCAGCCGCCGUCCGUCCGCAUCUCUGCGGUCAGAGCCAUCUGGGGGUACUGUGAUCAGUUGAAGCUGUCAGAGAGCACACAUGUUCUUCAGCCCUUCCUCCCCAGUAUCUUAGAGGGACUGAUCCAGCUUGCUGCCCAGUUUAGCUCAGAAGUACUCACACUCGUCAUGGAGACGCUGUGCAUCGUCUGCACCGUCGACUCGGGCUUCACCACCAGUGCUGAGAAUAAGAUCUGCCCCCUCACUAUCGCCAUUUUUCUUAAAUAUAACAAUGAUCCUGUGGUGGCCUCUCUGGCUCAGGACAUCUUCAAGGAGCUGGCUCAGAUCGAAGGCUGCCAGGGCCCAAUGCAGAUGCGUCUCAUACCAACGUUGGUCAGCAUCAUGCAGGCUCCGCAUGACAAGAUCCCCACCGGACUCUGUGCCACAUCCAUAGACAUCCUGACCACAGUGGUCCGAAACACUAAACCUCCUCUGUCAGAGAUGCUGGUGUGUCAGGCGUUUCCUGUGGUAGCACAGUGCACUUUACGCACCGAUGACAACACAAUCAUGCAGAAUGGAGGCGAGUGUCUGCGGGCGUACGUCUCGGUGGCCCUUGAGCAGAUUGCGCAGUGGAGGGAUGAGCAGGGGAACAGUGGAUUGUGGUACGUCAUGCAGGUAGUGAACCAGCUGCUGGACCCCCGGACUUCAGAAUUCACAGCUGCCUUCGUGGGCAGACUGGUGUCCACGCUGAUCUCUCGAGCAGGAACGGAGCUCGGGGAACAGUUAGACCAGAUCCUUCGAGCAAUUCUGAGCAAAAUGCAACAAGCUGAGACUCUGAGUGUCAUGCAGUCUCUGAUCAUGGUUUUUGCCCACCUGGUUCACUCUCAGCUGGAGCCUCUGCUGGAGUUUCUGUGCAGUUUGCCAGGUCCAACAGGGAAGCCUGCCCUGGAGUUUGUCACGACCGAGUGGAUGAGCAGGCAGCAUCUUUUCUACGGACAGUACGAGGGUAAAGUCAGUACUGUUGCGCUGUGUAAGCUACUGCAACAUGGCAUCAACACUGACGACAAACGUCUUCAAGACAUCAUGGUGAAGGGAGAAGAAAUUUACAACCCUGAUGAAGGCAUCCGUACACGCGCAAAAUCUGCCAAGAACCCAGAGCGCUGGACCAACAUUCCUUUGCUCGUGAAGAUCUUUAAGUUAAUCAUCAACGAGCUGUCGACCGUGGUGGAAGCAAACGCCAGCAGAGGAAACGCAGCAGACUGGAGCCAAGAUUCCAGCGGGAUGUGGGAUGACCAUGAGGAGGAAGAGGGGGAGGAUGAGGAUGAGGAUGAAGGGCUGGCAGGGCAUCUGCUCGAUGAACUCCUUACCUCUAACAAAUAUGAUGAUGAUUAUUAUGAAGAUGAUGAUGAUGAGGAUGAUCCAGAUGCCUUGAAAGACCCCAUAUAUCAGAUUGAUCUACAGGCUUACCUGACGGAUUUUUUAACACAAUUUGCCCAGCAGCCAUGUUACAGCAUGUUCUCAGGCCACCUCAACAACGCUGAGAGACAAACCCUGCAGUCUAUAGGCUUGUAGCUGUGCUGUUGGUCAUUUCAAUACGUCAUCUUCCAUCAACAACACCCUGAAAUGUUCCUGUGACUUCAAUCUCAUGAUGAAUUAAAAACAAAGAAAAGGAAUGAGGUGGGAAGAGACUCAUGCACUUACCCUUGACCUCCCUGUUUCUUGAUAAUGGAUGAUGAACAUUGCAGAUGUGAAGUUAUUUGAAGAGGACAGGACCACUCGUAGCUAUAAAACGAGGUCAAAGGUCUCCGUUUUGGAAUAACUUCAACUUGGAUGAGAGAUUGGAAGCUCUUCACUAAGAAGAUCAUGGAUCAUGAUGACACAUGCGUGGA